Molecule: messenger RNA, 7063 nt
Organism: Oncorhynchus tshawytscha (Chinook salmon)
Lineage: Eukaryota; Metazoa; Chordata; Actinopteri; Salmoniformes; Salmonidae
Product: AMP deaminase 2-like
Exons: 18
Coding region: 582-3005 (807 amino acids)
Biological process (GO): AMP metabolic process; IMP salvage
Cellular component (GO): cytosol
Molecular function (GO): AMP deaminase activity
Source: RefSeq, a predicted model, not a curated record
GCAAAUAAGCCAUUACAUUUACUGUUAACCAAAUUCGACACUCUCGUUGACCUCCUCCACAAAAACUCCUCGCUAUGGGGAGCAAAAAAAACAAAAUAAACGAAGAGCGCCACCUGCUGAAGAACACUUAUCCCUCUCGCUUUGCAUCUUCCUCUCGGUCAAAAGUCCCAUCCGCCAAAGUGCAGAUAAUGUCAGAUAAGUGCCUGUAAUGUCAAUGAGUCUCACGAAACGAAGACAGCAAUUUAGAAAUGAUCCAAUUGUUUAGCUAACGAGAUAUAUAUAUUUAUACAUUCGGUGGAGAAAUGCAUUUACUCAAGCAAAUAGCUAUUGCAGCAAUAUAGCUACUUAGUUAGACAAUAAGUUCACAUUUCUGGAAUAUUUCCAAAGAUCUUUGUUUUGAAAAAACGGCUUGCUGGCUAGCGAAGUUACCAGUGAAAACAACUGUUAUAAGGCUGUAUUCGGGACGUCUGAGAGAAACAAACUGUCAGCUACAGCAAGGUUAUCAGUUGUUUCCUGGGCGAGGACAAGACAAGUGCUACAACUUUCUGCAUCAGCUCUUCGAGCUGAGCCAGUCCUCAACCAUGGCAGGUGAUCUGCGUGGUGUAGCAGAGCAGGCCAAGACCCUGAAGCCUCAGCGCUCCCUCCCUGGGACGCCCGUCACUAACCCACUCAAACACUUCCCCAUCGACCUGCGUACAUCCAUGGACGGAAAGUACAAGGAGAUUGCAGAGGAGCUGUUCACUCGCAGCCUGACGGAGAGUGAGAUGCGCACCGCUCCUUAUGAGUUCCCUGAGGACAGCCCCAUCGAGCAGCUGGAAGAGAGACGCCAACGCCUGGAGAGGCAGAUCAGCCAGGACAUCAAGCUUGAGCCAGAGAUCCUGCUCCGCGCAAAACAGGAGUUCAUGAAAAUCGACAGUGAUGCCGACCUGGAGUUGAUGAAUCAGGAGGGUGGUGUGGACAGGACCGAUGAUGGCUGGAUGAAGGAGAGAGUCUUACCGAUGGAGCGAGAGUACCAGCGUGUGUCAAUAUCAGGGGAGGAGAAGUGUGGGGUGCCCUUCACAGACCUGGUGGAUGCAGCUAAGUGUGUGGUGAAGGCCCUGUUCAUCAGGGAGAAGUACAUCGCUCUGUCCAUGCAGAACUUCUGUAAGACCACUGCCCGUGAGCUGGGGGAGCUGGGAGAGAAACCCCUGGACCUACGCAUCUAUGAGGAGAUCCCUGAGACCCCCGUUGAUGCAGAUGCUCCAGUCCACCCCCCUGUCUCAGAGACUCACCCCUAUGAAAACCAGGUCACCAAGAACAUGCCUGCAGACACAGGGUACAGCUGUAAGAUGGUGGAUGGGGUCAUGCAUGUCUACACCAAGAAGAGCCCCAUGGAGAAGAGUACAGAGUUGGACCUGCCCUACCCAGACCUGAAGGAGUACAUCGCUGACAUGAAUGUCAUGAUGGCUCUCAUCAUCAACGGACCAGUGAAAUCGUUCUGCUACCGCCGGCUGCAGUACCUCAGCUCUAAGUUCCAGAUGCACAUUCUGCUGAACGAGAUGAAGGAGUUGGCAGCCCAGAAGCAGGUUCCUCACCGCGACUUUUACAACAUUCGCAAGGUGGACACCCACAUCCACGCUUCGUCCUGUAUGAACCAGAAGCACCUUCUGCGCUUUAUCAAGCGGGCCAUGAAGAAGUACCCUGGGGAGAUAGUCCACAUGGAGCACGGGCGGGGACAGACCCUCAUGGAGGUGUUUGAGAACAUGAACCUGACCGCCUUCGACCUGAGUGUGGACACACUGGACAUGCACGCGGACCGCAACACGUUCCAUCGCUUCGACAAGUUCAACGCCAAAUACAACCCCAUCGGAGAAUCCAUCCUGAGAGAGAUCUUCAUCAAGACAGACAACCACAUCGAGGGCAAAUACUUUGGCCACAUGAUCAAGGAGGUGAUGGCUGACCUAGAGGAGAGUAAGUACCAGAACGUGGAGCUGCGUCUGUCCAUCUACGGCCGCUCCCGGGACGAGUGGGACAAGCUGGCCCAGUGGGCCGUCAAACACCAAGUCUACUCUGACAACGUGCGCUGGCUCAUCCAAGUGCCCCGCCUCUUUGAUGUGUACCGAACCAAGAAGCAGCUGGCUAACUUCCAGGAGAUGAUGGAGAACAUCUUUAUGCCUCUGUUUGAGGUCACCAUCAACCCCCGCAGCCACCCUGAGCUGCACCUCUUCCUGCAGCACGUGGUGGGCUUUGACAGCGUGGAUGACGAGUCCAAGCCGGAGCACCACAUCUUCAACAUGGACAGCCCCCUGCCAGCCGACUGGACAGAGGAGGACAACCCUCCCUACUCCUACUACCUCUACUACACCUACGCCAACAUGACCGUGCUCAACCAUCUGCGCAGGAGGCGUGGUUUCCACACGUUGGUGCUGCGCCCUCAUUGCGGGGAGGCGGGGCCUGUCCACCACCUGGUGUCUGGUUUCAUUCUGUCAGAGAACAUCUCCCAUGGGCUGCUGCUCAGGAAGGCUCCAGUGCUGCAGUACCUCUACUACCUGGCUCAGAUUGGCAUCGCCAUGUCCCCCCUGAGCAACAACAGCCUGUUCCUCAGCUACCACCGCAACCCCCUGCCUGAGUAUCUGGCCAGAGGCCUCAUGGUCUCUCUGUCCACUGACGACCCCCUACAGUUCCACUUCACCAAGGAGCCCCUGAUGGAGGAGUACAGCAUCGCCACACAGGUGUGGAAGCUGAGCUCCUGUGACAUGUGUGAGCUGGCCAGGAACAGUGUCCUCAUGAGCGGCUUCUCCCACAAGGCAAAGAGCUACUGGCUGGGGCCCAAAUACAGCAAGGAGGGCCCUGAGAGCAACGACAUCCGUCGCACCAAUGUCCCGGACAUCCGCGUGGCAUACCGCAGUGAGACCCUGCUGGAGGAGCUCAACCUCAUCACCCAUGCUGUGCACACCAAGGAGCUGGACAACAUCGACGAGGAAGACACCCUCUCCAUGGCCCCCGUUGGGGCAGAAGGACACUAAAUCAACAACCCCACCCCGACUUCUAACCCCCGGCCCCUCCCUGCAUGACACUGAGGGGCUGCAGUAUGAGUGGACUCCAGCUUGUUGUUUAACCUCUACCUCUUAUCCCCUUAUCCCCCUCCCACUAGGGAAUUGGACUGUGCACUCGUCUCUCAGCUCUCUUGUACUAAAGCCAAGGAUACAAUGCUCCCUGAGUGGCCCCAUCUCUCUGUCAGUGAUGGGGGUGGUCAGUAUGGACUCAUGUUCCAGUCCCCCCUUCUCCCUCAACCCAGGUUCCCUCUUCAACUCUCUCUGGGUAGCCCCUGUUUUUCCUCUCUACUUCUUUUGACUCCUCCCUAUCUCUCUAAUGCUCACUGUGAGAUUUCAAUCAGCACGGCCAAGGUUGGCAGGGGGAACAUCCAGUGCUUGGAUUAUUUUCUAAUACACAUAUGGGAGGAGAGAGACUGUAGCCUGAAGUCUUUUUUUUCACCUCAUCUGUUCUUCGAUCAGUUCCUGGAUCACUUUCUCUGUAACUUUGAUCUCCUGACCCUUCAAACCAAUACUUCUGCCCUUUGCUUUGUCAUGUGACCCUGCAUGAGAAAAAGGGUCCCACAGUUCAGCCUGUGAUAUGUUGGCAUGUUUGUACCCAUCACCUAUAUUACACACACACACACACACACACACUACACAGUUUAGCUGUCCUGAAAACUGCUCCUCUUCCAUCACACAGUCGUGUUGCCUGAAGCUCAUCUAGUAUCUUAAUAUCUUCACAAUGAAGUAGGGAAGCAGAUACAACUUAACAUAAAUAUAAUGAGGGUGUUGUCCAUGGGUCGCCUAACCUACACAACAUGGACACACCUAAACAAUGCAUAGGUGAAUGUUCCACCCCACAUUGUUCCAACACCCGUUGCGCACUGAUAGGAACAGUCACAUGUAACUUAGAGUUUCAUGGAAACCGCGGUAACAAACUUCUAAUGUAUGGACGUACUGAGUUAAGAAAAAUGGAGAAAGGACCAAAUCUGUGUGGCCUAGAAGCAGAAGUCGUGCACAAGUCCAGUCUCUGCUGCUGGGUAUCCGAUGGCUUUCAUCCUUCUCUGUGCUUCUGGAAGGUUGUAGGGAAUUAUUGGCUAAAUGAGUCCUCUCGGCCGGUCUCCCUGAUCUAAGUCAGCUCUGAAUGAAAUAGCAGGCAGGACAUUCAGCAGAGAAACGGCAGCAGCCAUCAGGGCAUGGAGCUGUGUACCUGACUGGUCUAGUGCAAACAUUCCAUUAAAGUAAUAUUAAGAUCAAUGUUAUUUUUAUUUAACAAAUCACAUUAGUUAUAGAAUAUGCAGACACAAAUAGUAGAUUUAUAGUAUUCCAUGGUGUGUACAAUAUACUAAAUAUCUAAAAAGGAUAUAGAUACGUGUGUAUAUCUAAAGAAGAGGUACAUGUGUGUGUAUAUCCAAAGAGAAGAUAUCAGUCUGGUAGUGGAUGCUUAGAGGUGUGUUUGAUAAGAGAUGUUAAACCACAGCUUUGUUUUCCAAGCACAAGUCCAGAAGAAUGUCAGGGAGGCUCCCCUGUCCCCCUACAAUUACCUCAACACUGUGUGUGUGUGUGUGUGUGUGUGUGUGUGUGUGUGUGUGUGUGUGUGUGUGUGUGUGUGUGUGUGUGUGUGUGUGUGUGUGUGUGUGUGUGUGUGUGUGUGUGUGGAGACCAGGACUGAACUCUGGGCCCACUAUGUUAGUUAUUGCAUGCAGUGCCCUGUAUGCACCAAACCAGACUUACCAGGUGAAGGCCUUACCACUGCUAGCCUGUCACUCUCCGUUUUCAUGACCUGCUGCAACGCCUCACUCCUCAUCAACCAUAACCAUAACACCUGUCCUCUUCAAGUUUAAGCAUUUUUGCUGUCCUAACAUCAAGGAACUGAUACCAGGCUGCGUGCUGUAUGUUAAAGUACUUUAUCCUUUAUCUACCCAGGCCUUCCAGUGAAGUGGAAGAAGCGUUUUUAGCAAUGCUCUGCUUUGCCUGCAUUUCCACCGUGCAUCUGAUGUUGUGCAUGUCUGCAUGGACCACUGUGUGGCCACGGGAGUGUCUGGGAAGCUGGUUAAAGUGCUCUGUAAUGUGAAAAAGCAACACAUGACAAUCCAAGGAAGCUGAACAACUGUCAUGUAUGAAGUAUGUGUGCAGUCAAUAAUUGUUGUUAGUUUGAGUUCUGCAAAACAAACUCAAAUCCAGCUCAUCUCUAUGGUAACGCUCAAACCAUGGGGAGACAAAGUUGCUUGGUUGUUAUCAGCAUCAAAUUAACUCACCCCCAUCAGUCAUGGUUUUCGUGGUCACCAAAACAGAUGUGAUCUGUACCAUAGAGAUCCUAUUGUAAUUCCUAAUUAUAUGUUCUGUAAAUUCAUCACCAUCUCACCCAACGAGCCUUUUCCUCAUCGGACCUCUUCUGUGACUCAAACUGUGGGAGUUCUAUUUGUACAGUCCUAUUAUUUGCCAAGACUGUUAAUUACUGGGCCCUAGUUGUAAAAUGUUCACCACGCAUUGCAUACCAUUACCUACCAGCCCAUUUUAAAAACCUAAGUGUGACAAAAGCCACACAAAAUAUACGAGUAAAUGUUUGAGAAACCAGAUAAUUUAGGACAAGCUGAACAUGGGGAUGGAUUUAAUAUAUAAAGUGUAUUUUUUUAAAGGCUAUGGAAAUAAAAGGUUUAUAUAAACAGUAUAUCAAUAUCUAGAUCACAAACUUGAAGUUUCGUUGCUGUAGAUCAUUUUAAACUGCCCUUAUUUAAGCAGAAAGAUGUAUUUUGUCAUAUUAUUAUUGGCCUUGUCUUUCACUAGAUUUACAAUUGGACUCAAUAUUUCCAUGUAUAUUCUUUUAUUAUUUAGUAUUUUAAUCGUUUUUCUGGUGUUCUUGUUGUGUUAGGACUGUUGAAGUGUUCCAUGUAGCUCUCUCUCAGUAGAGUAUUGAGUGAUAUUGAUUAAGUUAGCUAGGGUUAUUUGGAGAGGCCUUCAUCAAUGGUAGGACCCAGAGCCAUAAUGGGUAUCCCCUCUGACAUUUAACUCAGCCAGAGCUGCCAAUGUAAUCUGGCUGUACAUUCACACCUAAACACCCACUCAAACACUGUAAUCCUUCCCACAGACAUACAGCCAUAGACUGGAACACUGUUUCUCUUUGAUUGAUCCAAAGAGGGCUUUAAAAAACAAGCAACCGUUCAGUACAACUUUUGAUUUGAUUCUUUGAAAUCGUAUUUUGCAGGGAAUUAGAGGAUGCAUGUAUGAUUUGAAGGGUUUGUGUCUCCUCAUGUGGAGUAGGAUGUGUGUAGUUACUUGAUAAACGAUCAGACAUCCAUGUUUAGAUCCAGGUGUGGCUCACUGAGGGACCCAACAACUUCGUUGACCUUUUCAUUUCCGUCUGUCCAUUUCAGAUUGUCCAUCAGAGUUCACAGAUGUGUUCUUUCAAAACCUCACUAACUCCUGUUGUUGGUCUCCAUCUGUAAAAUGAGUUUAGUUUCUUUGCUUGUUUAUAAACUACAAUGCUAGCGAACCUGUUGGUUCUACUGGUACCAUAGACCAUACUUUAUCAAACUUCACUAAGGACUGCCAUAUGUAUUUCUGUUCCAAUCGAAAGAGCACACAAACAAAGUUGGAAGAAAUAAGUCAAAUGCUGUUUGUUUUCUUGCACUGUGUUCAGUAGUGCAAAGAGUCUUGGGCAGUAGUGAUAUACAGUGUGUUGUCAUCACAGAACACAAACCAAUUAAUCAGUCAAUUAUCACACUGCAAGUUUUGUUUUUUGUUCAUUUGAUUUUCUCAUUGCAAAAUCACAUAGUAUUCUUUUCACUUCAUUAUGUUUAAUACAAUGAGUUUGUUGACUUGUUUUGUGCCUCCAUUCAUUCAUUGUUUUAGACAUUUGAAUGUUUUUCCAUGAAAGGUUCUCUGCACGUGUUUUAUUAUUGACAUGGUUGUCUUUCAUUUGUUUAAGUCUAUUGUAGUCACUAUCAUGACUUUAAAUGAAUGCCAAUGUUUUACAUUUACUCAAAUGCUUCUGAUAUGGUACAUGUGUAACGUCUGAAAAAUGAAAUAAAGCAUGUUUAUUCAUCGAA